AUGGAGGAAGAUGAGGUAGACUAUAAUGUUGAGGAUGAGAUGGAAAAUCUGUUUGCUGGACAUAGAAGGAGGAGGGAGAAACCCUUGGUUUCAUACAAUUCAAACAGAUGGGAAUCUGGGUUCAAAUUAGAUAUUCCAGAGUUCAAAGGUUGUUUACAACCUGAAGAAUUCCUAGAUUGGGUAGCUGCGGUUGAAGAAAUUUUGGAGUUUAAGGAGGUGCCGCAAGACAAAAGAGUUUCUUUGGUGGCGACCAAAUUCAGAGGACGUGCUGCUGCAUGGUGGCAACAAUUAAAGCAAAGUCGUAUUCGCCAAGGUAAAUCUAAAAUCAAUACUUGGGAAAAAAUUUUGAAACAUAUGCGUGCUGCAUUCUUACCCCAUAAUUAUAUGCGUGCAUUAUAUCAACAACUACACAAUCUUAAGCAAGGUACACAAUCUAUAGAUGAGUAUACUCGAGAGUUUUAUCAACUUGUAGCCAGAGUUGACCUUGCAGAUUCAGAAGAUCAAUUAGUUUCACGUUAUAUUGGAGGCAUGAGGCAACAAUUUCAAGAUACUUUGAAUUUAUUUGACCCAAUUUCUGUAUCUAAAGCCCAUCAGAGAGCUUUGCAUUUAGAGAAGACGAUGAAUAGGAGGACUAACAUGGUUUCAAAUAGUAGUGGCAACCGACUACCACUAGUAGCUCCUCCUUAUGGUGCAAUUACACAAUCUACACAAGGAAAAUGCCAAGUUAAUCAAGCUAAUCCACAACCCAACCGCAUUGCAGCUAGUAGUUCUGGCUCUCGAUGUUUCAAGUGUGGUGAGGCAGGGCAUAGAAUGGCUGAUUGCGAGAAGGGUGGCCGGUAUGGUAAGGGUUUAUUUAUUGAGAGUGAAGAAUGUACUGAUGAUCAUUUAAAUACCUUUGAGCAAGAAGCUGUUUAUGAUGCUGAAGAGGAAGAGGAGUAUGUGCAGGGGGAUGAUGGCCCUUUGUUAGUUACAAGAAGGGCGUGUUUCACACCUCGCAAAUCUGAAGGCGAGGAUUGGCUCCGAAGCAAUAUCUUUCAAACUACAUGUACUAUGGGGGGCAAGGUAUGUAGACUUGUUAUUGAUUCUGGAAGCUGUGAGAAUGUGGUAUCAGAAGAGGCUGUUCAAAAAUUGGGAUUAGCAACAGAGAAGCACCCUAACCCUUACAAACUAUCUUGGCUCAAAAGGGGCAAUGAGGUAACUGUAUCUAAACGUUGUUUGGUUUCUUUUUCUAUUGGGUUGAAAUAUAAGGAUAAUGCAUGGUGUGAUGUGGUAGUUAUGGAUGCAUGUCAUCUUCUCCUUGGUAGACCAUGGCAAUAUGAUAGAGAGGUUCAACAUGAUGGUAAGAAGAAUACAUACAGUUUCAUGUUUGGUAGCACAAAAAUUGUGUUGUUGCCCUGUAAGGAGAUUGAACCUAAGCCAACUUCAAGAGGGGGUAAGAAUCUCUUAGCUAAAAGGGCAUUUGCUGAAGAGAUGUUUGAUUUAGGGUUGGUGUUUGUAUUAUUGGGAAAGGAGAGCUCAAAGGGUAGUGUAGUACCAGAGGCUGUGCAAUCUUUAUUAGAUGAAUUUACAAACGUAUUUCCUAGUGAUCUACCUGAGGGGUUACCGCCACUCCGGGAUAUACAACACCAAAUUGAUCUUGUACCAGGUUCGAAUCUACCUAAUUGCCCACACUACCGUAUGAGCCCAAAAGAGCAUGAAGAACUUAGAAGACAAUUGAGUGGUGCUACAGUGUUUUCUAAGUUGGAUCUAAAAAGUGGGUACCAUCAAAUUCGAGUACGUCCUGGUGAUGAAUGGAAGACAGCAUUCAAGACACGUGAGGGGUUGUAUGAGUGGCUAGUAAUGCCAUUCGGACUCUCUAAUGCUCCUAGCACCUUCAUGCGUGUUAUGAACCAGAUUUUUCUUCCCUUCAUCGGCAAGUUUGUUGUAGUUUAUUUUGAUGAUAUCCUCAUAUAUAGUGCCAAUAUUGAUUUACAUCUCCAACAUCUUUGUGAGGUACUCAUAGUUCUAAGUAGGGAGAAAUUUUAUGCCACCAUAACCAAAUGUUCUUUUAUGACAAAUAGUGUUUUAUUUCUUGGUUAUGUGGUGUCCAAGGAUGGACUACCAGUUGAUGAAUCAAAGGUUACUGCUGUUAAACAAUGGCCAAUACCAACCACAGUCCACGAGGUCCGCAGUUUCCAUGGGUUGGUGUCAUUCUACCGGCGGUUUAUCCCUGACUUGAAGCGUGUCAAUGUGAAAGCUGAGGAUCUAAUCGCACAAAUUCAAGAAAUUCAUACGGCUACUGCUAAGCGUUUACAGGAGACUUCCGCUAAGUACAAACAAGCCGCUGACAAGAAACGUCGAGUAGUAGAAUUUGAGAUUGGUGAUUUUGUUUGGGCAAUUUUGACCAAAGAUCACUUUCCUGUGGGAAAGUACAACAAACUAGCUGCUAGAAAGAUUGGUCCUUUGGAGAUUCUUGAGAAAAUUAAUCCUAAUGCCUAUCGAUUGAAACUUCCAAGUCAUAUGCGUACAUUUGACGUCUUCAAUGUUAAGCAUCUUGUUCCAUAUCGAGGAGACAAUUCCAAUCCAAACUCCAAACUCGAGGACGAGUUUCUUCCAACCUAG
Messenger RNA from Quercus lobata, 2601 nucleotides. RefSeq lists its product as uncharacterized. The transcript is spliced from 2 exons. NCBI's taxonomy places the organism in Eukaryota, Viridiplantae, Streptophyta, Magnoliopsida, Fagales, Fagaceae. Bases 1 to 2601 code for a protein of 866 amino acids. The record is from RefSeq and is a predicted model, not a curated record. Gene Ontology annotation, molecular function: zinc ion binding; nucleic acid binding.